Messenger RNA from Otolemur garnettii (small-eared galago), 732 nucleotides. It is a transcript of the gene VGLL1, whose product is annotated as vestigial like family member 1. Gene Ontology annotation, biological process: regulation of transcription by RNA polymerase II. The record is from RefSeq and is a predicted model, not a curated record. NCBI's taxonomy places the organism in Eukaryota, Metazoa, Chordata, Mammalia, Primates, Galagidae. The coding region runs from base 1 to 732 and encodes 243 amino acids. Gene Ontology annotation, cellular component: nucleus. The transcript is spliced from 4 exons.
AUGGAAGAUAUGAAGAAGACAGCCAUCCAGCUGCCCAGGGGGAGGCAGAGGCCUAUAAAGACCGAAUGGAAUUCCCGAUGUGUCCUUUUCACAUAUUUCCAAGGGGACAUCAGCAGCGUGGUAGACGAGCACUUCUCUAGAGCUCUGAGCAGCGCCAAGAGUCCCCGGGUGGUGAGCCCCUCGAGGCAGAUUGAAGAUGUGAUCCUAAGGAAUGAUAGUGACAUGUCUCCAAGCCAGUGGCGUUUCUCUUCUCCAUGGACCAAGGCACAACCAGAAGUGUCUCCUGAAAACCAUGCCAUUAAUUGCAACCUGAAGGCAUCUGGUCCUGUGGCUGGGGACCAGUUCCUACAGUCCUUGACUGGGAGGCCCUCGGCUCAGCCUGGGGGUAUGUGGCAUUCCUCCUCCCUAGCUAGCCCCAACUCCCCAGAUCCUGGCUACUCUCAGGCUUUCCCCACUGGGCGUCUGGUUCCAGAGCCUGAUGGGAAAUCUGAGUCCCUUCGAAGUCUCUUCCCACAAGACAGAUGCCUAGCCAGUCCUCAGGAAUCUGCCACGAGGGAAGACUGCAACCCAGUCCAGAUAGCCGGAAGCACGGGAUUACUCCUCAACCUGCCUCCCAGCUCAGUCCAUUAUAAGAAAAUAUAUGCCUCCCCCAAUCGUGGACCUGCCAGCACCAGCCUUGCGAAUGAAAGAAGCCAGUCUCCAGGGAAAGGAAAAGAUCUGUUCUUUUAUUGA